This is a messenger RNA of Carcharodon carcharias (great white shark), 2194 nucleotides long. RefSeq names its product coronin, actin binding protein, 1Cb (gene coro1cb). The transcript has 12 exons. Gene Ontology annotation, biological process: actin filament organization; neural crest cell migration. Gene Ontology annotation, molecular function: actin filament binding. Bases 143 to 1636 code for a protein of 497 amino acids. NCBI's taxonomy places the organism in Eukaryota, Metazoa, Chordata, Chondrichthyes, Lamniformes, Lamnidae. The record is from RefSeq and is a predicted model, not a curated record.
UGGUGGGUGGGGCCGAACCGGCGCAGGCGCACAGAGCGCAGGGCGUUGCUUCCGGUGGCGGUGUGAGUGAGGAGCCAAGCGUUUGGAGCCGGCUGCGGUGCGAGAAAGAUAAGGGGGAAAAAAAAAACAGUCAACUCGAGAGAUGCAACAGCGGAGGGUUGUACGACAGAGCAAGUUUCGGCACGUCUUCGGACAAGCUGUGAAAAACGACCAGUGCUAUGAUGACAUCCGAGUUUCCAGGGUUACCUGGGAUAGCUCAUUCUGUGCUGUAAAUCCCAAAUUUGUGGCAGUAAUUGUAGAUGCAAGUGGCGGUGGAGCAUUCAUGGUACUUCCUUUGCAGAAGUCAGGCCGAAUCGACAAGUCAUAUCCAACAGUUUGUGGGCACACAGGACCGGUGCUGGACAUUGAGUGGUGUCCGCACAAUGACCACAUCAUUGCUAGUGGCUCAGAGGAUUGCACAGCCAUGAUCUGGCAGAUCCCAGAGAAUGGAUUGACAGUUCCCAUCACAGAGCCUGUCGUCAUUUUGGAGGGACAUGCCAAGAGAGUUGGGAUUGUAUCUUGGCAUCCGACUGCACGCAAUGUUCUCCUCAGUGCAGGGUGCGACAAUGUAAUCAUCAUCUGGAAUGUGGGAACAGGUGAGGCCAUGAUAACGCUUGAUGAGAUGCACCCAGAUAUGAUCUAUAGCACAUCUUGGAACCGUAAUGGCAGCCUGCUCUGCACAACAUGCAAGGACAAGAAACUAAGAGUGAUCGACCCACGGAAAGAGGAAAUUAUUGCUGAGAAGGAUAAAGCUCACGAGGGAGCAAGGCCGAUGAGAGCGGUGUUCUUGACGAAUGGCUAUAUCUUUACCACUGGCUUCAGCCGCAUGAGCGAGAGACAACUUGCGCUGUGGAAUCCGGAAAAUAUGGAUGAACCCAUAGCUCUGCAUGAAAUGGAUACCAGCAAUGGCGUUCUUUUACCGUUCUACGAUGCAGAUACAAACGUUGUUUAUUUGUGCGGAAAGGGUGACAGCAGUAUUCGCUACUUCGAGAUCACAGAUGAAGCACCAUAUGUCCAUUACUUAAACACAUUUGCCAGCAAGGAGCCACAGCGAGGGAUGGGGUACAUGCCAAAAAGGGGCCUUGAUGUUACCAGAUGUGAGAUUGCCAGGUUUUUUAAACUUCAUGAGAGGAAGUGUGAGCCAAUCAUCAUGACUGUGCCAAGAAAGUCUGACCUUUAUCAAGAUGAUUUAUAUCCCGAUACGCCUGGACCAGAAGCAGCAUUGGAAGCAGAAGAAUGGUUUGAAGGACAAAACAAGGACCCCAUUCUCAUCUCCCUGAAACAUGGUUACGUACCUGGGAAAAACAGAGAACUUAAAGUCCAGAGGAAUCGUUUAGACAAACCAGUACUGAACAAAAAAAGUGACACUGGCAGCACUCCCAUGAAGGGACCCACCCUCAAUGCUGAAGCAGACGUUACCCAGGCCAUGGUGACAGAGGAGGAAACCCUGUCACGAGAAGGGUUGAAAAUUGAUAAGAAUUCUGAAUCCAAGUUGGAUGAGUUGUUGCAAGAGGUCAAAACUCUGAAGGCCACCAUCGCCAGCCAAGAUGAGCGCAUUGCCAACCUUGAGAAUCAGAUGGCCAAGAUCACUAUCUGAAGCCUGUAAUAUGCUUAAUUAUAGGGGUACAGUUAUCUGGUGUGGAUUAUCGGGAAUCGUCCAGUCACCAAAACUCCAACCCUCGCUACCCUGCCAUUGGUGGAAGCACCCUUCAGCAUUCCAGUAUCAAAUUGCCCUCCUCUCUCUCCUUUCUCACUGGACUAACUUUGUUACAAUUUGGAAACGCAAUUCACUUUUUUUUUAAAAAAUAGAAUUUAUUUUCAGGAUUUUUAACAGAGGAGACAAUUGUCUCUCUUUUCCUCCACGCUUUCCACAUUGAAAAAUAUAAGUAUUAAUUUUUUUAUUCCUAACUGAAGUCCUAUGCAUAUAUAAAGGUGUGCUCUACUCUAAUACUAGAGUGAUUUCCAGGUUACACGGGCUUGUCUGUUUCUUGUCUGUCAGGUACCUGUUUUUAAAAGUGACUACACAUUCCAUGUACAAGUGCACCAGCACCAUUGAAGAACACUUAAUGGGUUCAGCUCUUAUAGAGCAAAGAAUGGUGAUCUGUCAUUAAAUAUACUUCCAGUUACAAAGAUAAAAACAUUGAUUAUAAAAUUA